This is a messenger RNA of Plectropomus leopardus (leopard coralgrouper), 2895 nucleotides long. Lineage: Eukaryota; Metazoa; Chordata; Actinopteri; Perciformes; Serranidae. The record is from RefSeq and is a predicted model, not a curated record.
UGGGCGGAGUUUGGCUCCUCGGACAGAAACAGCUCUGCGACCUUUGAGCCGAGCGGCCGCAGGCAGAGACAGGAGACACUCGGGGGGACAUUUGGGAGCAGAAAUGGCCACAGACUUCACUCAGGACGCGGUGCUGCAUUUCCUUCAGAGCAGCGGAGGCUCGGUGAAAAACUCGGACCUGCUGCUGCACUUCAGAGCCUUCAUCAGGGACCACCCGGACCGGAACCGCAACCGGGAGCUCUUCAAAAAGUUUGUCAACUCCGUGGCCACCGUCAAACAGGUCGACGGCGUCUCUCACGUCAUCCUCAGGAAGAAAUUUAAGGGACAUGUCCCCGGAGGAGGAGAGGGGAGCUCCCCCGAGCCGCGCAGACUCCCCGCCGGGAAGAAUUCCGAGCAUUCCCCGGAGAAUGUUAACCGCAGCCCGGCUAAUAGCGCGGAGAAGCCUCGGCAGAAACCGAGGGAGGUGACAGCAGCCGCCCCGCCGGGAGGAACCGCAGAGAAAACAAUCCUACCUGCAGCUGGGAUCAUGCUCAACAAUAAUAACAACAAUGUGGAGACCAAUCUGAGCCUGAAACAGAGAACAAGCGCACCUGAGCUGUCAGGUAGACCUGCAGGAGCUCCAGUGGGGAGUCAGAGGAGCCCCGGUGUGUCUGAGCCUCCUGCCCAGGAGCAGAGCACCAAGGUGGGGCAGCACAGGUUGGAUUUGGGGCCUCCUCAUGUGGGUUCUGCAGCCGGAAAUCAUGGAGAAACCAGGAAAAAAGACCCGGAACCAAUAAUACGGAAAAAGGCCGGUCUGCAGCCGGAGCCUCCUGACCCAGAUCUGUGCACCAAAGUGGGGCAGCAGACAAUGGGUUUUGGGCCUCCUCAUGUGGGCGCUGGAGUCCGAAAUCAUGGAGAAAAGCAGGUUCCAGAAAGAGGGAUGGAGGCCAGUCUGCAGCAAGAGUGGAGCCUUCAGUGCACCAAAACCACCCAGCAGGUCCCAGAAACCCUCAGAGGGAGGAAGCCGGAGGGGCGUCUUCAUCCGGAGCCUCCAGCCCCAGAUCAGGGCACCAAAGUGGGGCAGCACAGAGUGGGUUUUGGGCCUCCUGCUGUGGUCUGCGGAGUCAGAAAUCAUGGAGAAACAAACCAACAAGUCCCAGAGACAGUCAUCAGGAGAGAGGCCGGUCUGCAGCUGGAAACGUUUCCUCAUCCGGAGCCACAAAUAAACCCCAAAUUUGGGCAGCACAGAGUGGGUUUUGGGCCUCCUGCUGUGGUUGCUGGAGUCAGAAAUCAUGGAGAAACCACCCAGCAGGUCCCAGAAAGAGGGAGGGAGGCUGCUGUUUAUACGGAGCCUCCUGCCCCAGAUCGGAGCCCCAAACUGGGGCAGCACACGGUGAGUUUUGGGCCUCCUCCUGUGGUUGUUGCAGCCAGAAAUCAAGGAGAAAUCAGCCAUCAGGUCCCAGAAACCCUCAGAGGGAGGAAACCAGAGGGGCGACUUCAUGGGGAGCCUCCUGCCCCAGAUCAGAGCACCAGGCUGGGGCAGCACACGGUGAGUUUUGGGGCUCCUCCUGUGGUCUCUGCAGUCAGAAAUCUUGGAGAAACCAGCCAACAAAUCCCCAAAACCCUCCACCAGGAGGCUGGUCUUCAGCUGCAGGACACCCCGCGCCGCAUCCGACACAGGAAGAGCUACAAAUCUGCUGUUUCUUACGACGAUGACGAGGACGAGGGGGAGGUUCAGGUGGAGGGAGGUUCAGCAGGAGGAGCGCGGCCCCUGAGUGCUCCACUCCGAGACACGGCGAAGGCCACAGACCUGCCUGCUCCUCCCUCUGUUGUCUCCUCCUCCUCUUCGUCAUCAGAAAGACCGCUCCCGCAGAUUUACGUGCAGGACGUUGAAGCGGAAACGGCGCCCCCUGGUGGCUCAGGCUGGAGUGGACAGUGGGCCGGUCCAGAGUCGUCCAGCAGGCGCAGCCUGCCUUUAGAUGCAGAACGGUAUGUGCCGUCCCCGUUCCGAGAUGAAGAGGCGGUGCAUCACCGCGACGUCCACGCAGACCGCCGAUACUCGCAGCCCGGCUCCCCCGGUGGACUGCAGCGGAACAGCAGCUGUGACGAUCUGCAGGCCCGCGCAGGUAAACCUCGAGGCGGGUCUAAAAUCCAGGAGGUCCUGCAGCGAGCUCAAGAGUCCACGAUGCAUCGAGGCACCGUGAAAACCACGGCGCCGUGGUAUCACUCCACGGGCAAUCUCCUUGACGACCGAGAGCCCGCAGCUCGUCGUCCACCAUUCCAUCACUCCACCGACCGUCUCCAUGACGACCAGGGCGCCGUUGUCCGCAUGGUGCCGUGGCAUCUCUCCACAGGCGAUCUGUGCGAUGACCGUGAGGACGCAGAGUCAAGCGAGGGCUCCACCUCUUCGCCGCCGCUGCGGCAGCGCCCGGGGGUCGCCCGGCGGCUCAGCAGCCAGUUGAGGAACAGGAUGUGCCGCAGCCUGGGAGCCGACCUGGACCAGCUCCUGCAGGAGCAGGCGAGGGCCACAGGAGGUAGCGAGGCGGCCCGGCUGAACCGCCUCCACAUGAUCUCCUCCUCGCUCAGCCUCCGCUACAACCUGUCGUCCUCCUCGCUGUCGUCCUGCUCCACGCCGCCUCGCUCGCAGAGCUUUGGAGAGCUUGUGGAGGAGAAAGGAGGGAGGAGGGUCUCCACCGCCGCCUCCACUGCUCAGCAGGAGGGUAAACAGUCGCUGGUUCCUCUGGAGCCCAGAGAGCACGCCUGGCUGGUGAAGGGGGCGGCGGGUGCCUGGCCCGACAUCUACGCCCUGUUCAGAGAGGACACGUCGCUGCUCAACAGACAAGACUUCAUCUCCGGCUUCACUGUGCUGCACUGGAUCGCCAAACACGGAGACCACAGAGUCCUCAACACCUUAUG